Messenger RNA from Diplodia corticola, 3291 nucleotides. RefSeq names its product rho guanyl nucleotide exchange factor. Gene Ontology annotation, cellular component: cytoplasm. Gene Ontology annotation, biological process: regulation of GTPase activity. The record is from RefSeq and is a predicted model, not a curated record. The coding region runs from base 1 to 3291 and encodes 1096 amino acids. Gene Ontology annotation, molecular function: guanyl-nucleotide exchange factor activity. The transcript has 2 exons. Lineage: Eukaryota; Fungi; Ascomycota; Dothideomycetes; Botryosphaeriales; Botryosphaeriaceae.
AUGGCAUACCUCUCGGUGCCUGCGCAGAGCCCGCUCAAGCGGUCUUUCAGCGAGACGCCGUACCUGCGUCCAGCCACACCCCUGUCCAACGAGUCUGUCAAUACUGUUCGACGUUGUAAACCCAGCAACGUAUCUGCUACCUCACUUAUCUCAUUGACUUCCAUCCACCCUGGUCCCUGGCUCAAGACGAACGAAAAUGCACCUCCGAAACUCUCUUCUCGGUCAUUGCUAGACCUGAUCGGCGAGCUCUCGGCAUCCGCCUUGACACUCAAGCAUCCAGAUGACUACUUCCCAGAGCAAAUGACAUGGGUCUCAAACAUCCCUCUGCCGCCCUCGCCGAGCAUCCGCGAAGUCCCCAAGGAAACGACCGACUCUAUCCAUGUUACCGAGUCUGAUGACGCCGUCUCAUCACCGGCCUCAACGUUCCAGGAAUCAGCCUCCACCAUACAGGAUGACACAAUCUCUGAGACUGACUCUAUCAGUUGGCCUAUUGAAGUCCCGGAGGGGUUGGGUGCAUAUGGCAUCGCAUUCGAUAUGCCAUGCCCAGAGCAACCAUUGGAAAAAGAGAUGUCGUCGGACGAGAGCAUACACGAUGACACCUCGGCCCUCGACUCCAACGUGAAGACAGCUCCCUUUAGGCGAUGGGUGAGUACUCUUCGGCGUCGCAACAAACGGCGCGAGAAAAACCCCCUCGAACGCUGGACCAUUGAUGGGUCGGAGACAGAACAUCAAAAGCAAAGGAUGGACGGCUCACCAAGGCAGGAUGGUCACAAGAAGUCCUCAUCUUUGACAUCAUCUCUCGCAUUUGUCACUGCAGUCAAGUCAGCUUCUAUCACCCUAGCCGGCACCAGCAUUGCACCCCUUACCAGGCUCGGGACAAAACGCAGUCGUACCAGUCAUGCCCACCGAGGCAGCACCUUGUCGGAUACAAGGAUUCCUGGUGAUUCCGUCCAUCCGUCUAUCACCCCCAUCAUGGACGAGCGAGUCUUGGAACGAGCGAGGCACAGACGACGGAUUGUGGAGGAGAUCAUUGCUUCCGAAGAAGGAUAUAUCGGCGAUUUGAAGGUUCUUGUCAAUGUAUACUUCUCUGUCCUUGAGUCGGCCCCAUCGGUUUCAAGCCAGACUCGGACCGCCAUCCACCGCAACGUCUCGCAGAUACUACAACUCCACGAGGAUCUUCUGGGUGAACUCCACAGGAUCGUACCAAACUCCGAGUACACGCACGACGAUGUCUCGAGUAGCCCACGCCCACGGAAAGCAAAACACUCCAGGUGGCAUAGUGUGGACAUUGUGCCAGGGCGUGUUGUGGGGCUAGCGGUCCACCUGCGGCAGCAACGCCAUUCACUGGAUCUCGAACAUCAGGAAGACGCAACUCCUAUCGCUUUGACCACAGACACAAAGACUGUUGCAGAUAUUGCGAGAUUGUUUGAAAAAUUCUUGAAAAGAUUCUUCGCAUACGAGGAAUACAGUGCGCAAUUUGAGUCCGUCAACGGCGAGCUGGAGUCUUCGCAUCGAGCAAUUGCCGCUUGGCAUGAUUACGAAAGAGGCAUCGAAGCCUUGUCGACCACACUUGUGUCGGACAACAAGAAGGAAUCAAACGGCAAGAAGGGCUUGACUUUAGCAGAUCUGCUGAUCAAACCAAUCCAACGGCCCUCCAAAUACCCUUUGCUCUUCGCCGACCUGCUCAAGCACACUCCAGUCGCGGACGACCCAGUUGCGCAUGCAGAGCUGGAGAAAACCUAUUACCGUCUGAAAGAUGCCAACCAGGAAAUCAACAAUGCCAAGGAUGAUCCGAUUACGCGAAGGCUCAUUGAGACGACGUGGCUGUUGCAAGAUCGUUUGAUAUUUCCAGAAGAUCAGCCUUUGCCUCGCGCGCUCCUGACAAGAUUACUGGGCCACGUGUCUCUUUGCGGAAUCUUGCACGUCACAUAUCAGACCAAUGAGCGGACCGAAGGCAAAUACAUGAUCUGUAUUCUCUUCAACUCUUGUCUACUGCUCGCGCUCGCAGACAAAAGCUCGUCAGGUUACGAAGUCGUCGCUACCAUUACUUUGGCCAAUGGGAGCAUUGAACCGUCGGAUAAUGGACGGGGACUACAGUGUCACACUGCGCCAUUCACAUGGAAGCUCGUCUUUGAGUCCGGUCACAGGCUUUACGAGGUGAUACUCAGUGCUUGUUCCGCUGAGGAAGAGGAGGUGUGGAAGACAAGCCUACGCUCUCGGGUUGCUGCUGAGAACAGUGACCUCAUUGAAGGAAGGAGCAGCGUUCAAGAUGUUUUCUCUUCUUUGCUGCUUGACCUGAAGAGUAUCGGGACUACCUUCGGCCCACCCAACAACUUCUCGCGCAAAAUGUCGAUCCGGCGGGCGGCGACCCUUGGGCCCAAGAUGCACCCUCAGCAGGUAAUCAUUAAGAACACGCAGGCCCAGAAGAGGACGGAUUCGGCUCAAUCCGCAGCUUCGCUUCCUGUGGGACGAUCGCAGUCGCAGCUGUCUGCAUCGAAGCUCGUUCCCACUUUCGCACCAAGACGAGGCGAACGAAUCCGGCUGGAAACGAUCAUCAGUGACGUGUGGACGAAGGACACGCUCCCUUACCCGGGAAUGGGACCACGACGCGGCGACAAUCCUAUCCGAGCUUCUGCAAACUCAGUCAUGCGCAAGCUUAGCAUGGCCAGCAUUACCAGCAAUUUCUCGAGGCGCUCAGACUUCUCCAAGCGCUCAGGAAGCUACGCCAGCCUCAGCCAGCUUCGCAGAGAAGAGGCUGGAAGGUCGAGACCUCGGCGGAAGUCACCACCAUCUGCUAUGCGGAAGUCCGUCUCGGUCCCAGGAAUCAAGGUCGACUUCCACACGGCACCGGAUGCUUUCCUGCCGGCGGACUUUGAGCUUAUCACGCCCCUCAAGAACAGCCAACAGAGAAGACGUGGCAACCGGGCAUACUUGUCGGAUAGGUCCGGCGAGCGAAUCGUUGCCCCCGGUGUCUUGCCUCGUGCAAUGAGCCUAUCGCCAUCGCCGCGGCCUCCAUCCUUCACGCUGAGGAAAAAGCUCUCGCUGCCAGCACUGGUGGAGAGGUCCACGGUCGAUUUGCCGGCACAAGUCAAACCUGCCAAGGCAAAGGCGACACCCGAGAGGGCCAGCAGCCUCCACCCGCCGGCACGGGAGUCGACGCCGGUGGCCUCUCCUCUCAGGCGAUUCAUCAAGCCGCGCACAAGACUCUUCAAAUUCUGGUCGACAAGAAAUGAAACCAGCAAGGCGGCCCUGGCCUCCUCCAGGGCAUCUACUUCGGGAUCGACACCUUGA